UAGAUAAUAGCAGCGAAUUUUCAAAAGCCCACCAUGGCAUUAAGAUAUGUAACACAAUCCCUCAGCAAAACAAUAUUCAAACGAUCCAUUGACUCCACUGCAGCUUUGCAGCUGCGGGCAUUAAGUCAUUAUCCGAUAAAUGACAGACUUUAUGGACUAAGUGAGGAACAACUAAAAUUGCGAGAAACAGCAUUUAACUUCUUUCAGAAAGAAUUAGCCCCAUUUGCAAAGGAAAUCGAUAAAAAUGAUAAUUUCAAGGAUUUACGUUCAUUUUGGAAGAAAAUGGGAGAUCUUGGUUUUCUGGGAAUAACAGCUGAACCUGAGUAUGGUGGUACUGGUGGUGGCUUUUUAGAUCAUUGUAUUAUAAUGGAAGAAAUUUCAAGAGCUGCUGGAGGAAUUGCUUUAUCUUAUGGUGCACAUUCUAAUCUGUGUAUAAAUCAGUUGAAGAAAAAUGGUACAACUGAACAAAAGGAAAAGUAUUUGCCAAAGUUGUGUAGUGGAGAGCAUAUUGGAGGAUUAGCAAUGUCUGAACCUAACUCUGGUUCUGAUGUGGUAUCUAUGAAAUUGCGUGCAGAGCGUAAAGGUGACUACUACGUUAUCAAUGGUACAAAAUUUUGGAUAACUAAUGGGUCUGAUGCUGAUACGCUGAUAGUGUAUGCUAAAACUGGUAAUGGUGUUGCUGAUAAACAUGCUAUUACCGCUUUUAUUAUAGAAACUGCUUGGGAGGGAUUUAGUGUUGCACAAAAAUUAGAUAAACUUGGAAUGCGUGGAAGCAGUACUUGCGAAUUGGUGUUUCAAGACUUAAAAGUACCAGCUAAAAAUGUUCUUGGUGAGUUAAACAAAGGUGUUUAUGUUUUGAUGUCGGGCUUGGACUUGGAACGUUUGGUGCUAGCUGCGGGUCCGGUUGGUCUUAUGCAAGCCGCGUGUGAUAAUGCGUUUGAGUAUGCACAUCAACGUAAACAAAAAAAUCAAUUAAUUGGUGAAUUCCAAUUGAUACAGGGCAAAAUGGCUGAUAUGUACACAACAUUGAGUGCAUGCCGUUCGUAUUUAUAUAGUGUCGCAAAGGCUUGUGAUGCAGGAUAUGUUAGUUCUAAAGACUGCGCUGGAACCAUUUUGUACUGCGCAGAAAAGGCUACCCAAGUGGCACUUGACUCCAUACAAAUUUUAGGGGGUAAUGGUUAUAUAAAUGAUUAUCCCACCGGACGUAUAAUGCGCGAUGCUAAGUUAUAUGAAAUUGGUGCUGGAACUUCAGAAAUUCGGCGUUGGUUGAUUGGUCGUCAACUUAACAAGGAGUAUCAAUAAAGAAUAUAUAGAAUAUUUUAAUAUUUGACAUGAAAAGAUUUUCUCGAUAUAUGUUUUAUAAAUUGACUCUAGAAAAAAUAGUAAAAAAAUGUACAUAGAAAAGAUGUCCUCUGUAUAUGUUAUAUACAUAUUUGUAUAUAUAUUUUGAAAUUUGUAUAACUGAUUAAUUAACCUUGUGGAAUUUAUCAAGACGAUAGACUUAUUGUUGCAUUUAUUUUAUCGUAUAUGUGUAAUAUGUAAUAUUGCUUAUUAUGCUUGCAUUUUAAAUAAUUUUAUGUUUUUGUUGACAAUUAAAUUUAAUAUUGUAUAUAUAAAAAAUAAAAAACUUUAUUGAUGCCACUUUAUCAA
This is a messenger RNA of Teleopsis dalmanni, 1650 nucleotides long. RefSeq names its product isovaleryl-CoA dehydrogenase, mitochondrial. The record is from RefSeq and is a predicted model, not a curated record. NCBI's taxonomy places the organism in Eukaryota, Metazoa, Arthropoda, Insecta, Diptera, Diopsidae. Gene Ontology annotation, biological process: L-leucine catabolic process. Gene Ontology annotation, molecular function: flavin adenine dinucleotide binding; 3-methylbutanoyl-CoA dehydrogenase activity. The transcript has 4 exons. The coding region runs from base 34 to 1302 and encodes 422 amino acids. Gene Ontology annotation, cellular component: mitochondrion.